This is a messenger RNA of Solanum verrucosum, 1501 nucleotides long. Its product is annotated as G-box-binding factor 1-like. Lineage: Eukaryota; Viridiplantae; Streptophyta; Magnoliopsida; Solanales; Solanaceae. Gene Ontology annotation, cellular component: nucleus. The coding region runs from base 239 to 1264 and encodes 341 amino acids. The transcript is spliced from 12 exons. The record is from RefSeq and is a predicted model, not a curated record. Gene Ontology annotation, molecular function: sequence-specific DNA binding; DNA-binding transcription factor activity. Gene Ontology annotation, biological process: regulation of DNA-templated transcription.
GGUGAUAAAAGAUAGGGAAAGUUGCCUUUUUUUGGUGUUUUUUAGCUACUUAGAUUUAAGGAGAGGCAAAGAAAGAAGAAGAAACCAAAAGAAAAAUAAAAGAAUUGUUUGUGUGGCUAUCCGAGUUGGACUCUCGUUGUUCCACCUCACACACAGGUACAUCUAGCUUUUAAAUAAAUACUUGAUCUUCUGAAGUAAUCAAACAAACGCUGACACUUGACUAUUGAUUCGACACCUAAUGGGAGCUGGGGAAGAGAGCACCCCUGCAAAACCUUCGAAAGUUACUGCAACUCAGGAAACACAAGCUACACCUUCAUAUCCUGAUUGGUCCUCUAUGCAGGCAUAUUAUGGUGCUGGACCUACACCUCCCUUCUUUCCCUCAACUGUUGCUUCUCCCACUCCCCACCCAUACAUGUGGGGAGGCCAGCAUCCGCUUAUGCCUCCUUAUGGAGCCCCAGUCCCAUAUCCUGCUUUAUAUCCUCCUGCUGGAGUUUAUGCUCAUCCUAAUAUGCCUAUGACUCCAAACACACUGCAGGCAAAUCCAGAAUCAGCUAGUAAGGCACCAGAUGGUAAGGACCAGAAUACAAGCAAAAAAUUGAAGGGAUGUUCAGGUGGCAAGGCAGGAGAAAUUGGGAAAGCGGCUUCAGGUUCUGGAAAUGAUGGUGGUGCCACAAGAAGUGCUGAAAGCGGAAGUGAAGGUUCAUCAGACGAAAAUGAUGAAAAUGAUAACCAUGAAUUUUCUGCAGACAAGAAUAGAAGCUUUGAUCUAAUGCUUGCUAAUGGAGCCAAUGCUCAGACCAAUCCUGCAACAGGGAAUCCAGUCGCUAUGCCCGCAACUAAUCUGAAUAUUGGGAUGGAUUUGUGGAACGCACCGCCUGGUGGUCCCGGAAUGAUCAAAAUGCGAUCAAAUCAAUCUGGUGUCUCGCCAGCUCCUGGGAUGGGACGUGAAUGGAUUCAGGAUGAACGUGAACUUAAAAGGCAAAAGAGAAAGCAGUCUAAUAGAGAAUCAGCUAGGAGGUCAAGAUUGCGCAAGCAGGCUGAGUGUGAAGAGCUACAACUUAAGGUAGAGACAUUGAGCAAUGAGAAUCAUGGACUCAAAGAGGAGUUGCGAAAGGUCUCUGAGGAAUGUGAGAAGCUUACCUCGGAGAAUAAUUCAAUAAAGGAUGAGUUGACGAGGUUGUAUGGGCCAGAGGAUGUGUCCAAGCUAGAGAGUAAUGCCAACGCCAUGCGUCUUCAGUCCAAUGUUGAGGAAGCUAAGAGUUGAGGACAAGCCAUGACAGAGUAGCUUAUUUUGGUUUAAAUGCUCACAAAUCUCUUACUGCCCGUGAGAAAUCUAUAGCUUUUACCGUGCGUUAGAAGUAGAAAUCUCUGUUUUUCUACUAAUUUAUGCCCUUUUUAACCCUUUUGAGUGAAAUUUAUAACAUUAAUUCUUGGAUUUUUAACCCAGGGUUGAAUCUGAAUCUAUGACAACAUUGUAAAAGUAACUGAAUAACUUGAUCUU